Molecule: messenger RNA, 1278 nt
Organism: Penicillium bovifimosum
Lineage: Eukaryota; Fungi; Ascomycota; Eurotiomycetes; Eurotiales; Aspergillaceae
Exons: 3
Coding region: 1-1278 (425 amino acids)
Biological process (GO): DNA integration; DNA transposition
Molecular function (GO): DNA binding
Source: RefSeq, a predicted model, not a curated record
AUGGAGACAGCUGAUGAGUUUAUCAACGAACGCCAACGAAUACGGGCCGAAGCCGCUGAUGCACUCCAAUAUGCCCAGGGACGCAUGGCAUUCUACUUCGACAGAAAACACAAACCAGUUGAACUGAAGAACUACGCCUAUAUCCGCCUCACGCGUAAGCCCGGCCACGUUGGAUAUACGUUGGAAGGCAGCUCCUGCUUGUCACCCGUCAAGAUGGGCCCGUUCCGGAUAAUCCGCCGCGUCGGCAAUCUGGCAGUCCCACCGCAAAAGUUUCCGUUGAUGCGGCCCCACACCCGCGUUUUUAGGACGCGUGCCAACCAACUCACCUUCUUCAAACACCUACCAUGGUUCCCAGAACGCCCCUACGUCCUAUUGAUUCAAACAGGCCAAGCUGAAAUUGGGAUCCCCACGGCUACUAUUGCGCGACACUUUGGUUUAUCCCCUUCAACCAUCCAAUAUACCCUCGAACAAGAACACGCCCGAGUAGAUGGGAAGACCUGCCCUCGACCUGGGAGACCCCCUAUUCUCUCUGAGGGUGACAAACGCUUGAUCCUGCGUUUAAUUACGCGCGAUCCCUUCAUCGUGUAUCGAGAAAUUCGCGAACAAAGCGGAUUAACGGCGUCUGACGACACCCUUCUUCGUCUGGUGAAAUCCUCGGGCUACGGCCAUUGGAAAGCUAAAAAAAUACCCUUCCUGACUCCGGAAGUGGCCGCGCUACGUUUAGAAUGGGCUGAGGCCCACCAGAAUUGGACGUGGGAUGACUGGAAGCGAGUUGUGUGGAGUGAUGAAUGUUCCGUCGAGAUCGGAAAAGGGAAGCGCCACCGUUGGGUCUUCCACCUGAACCACACCAACGUAAAAUACAAAAAGGAACAUGUGGUCACGUACCGGAAGUCGAAAGGUCUCUCUAUCAUGAUUUGGGGCGCGAUCUGGGGUGGUGGUUCCUCGAAAAUAUACCAAAUGGUUCGAGAUGAGGCAUCCGCCCGAAACGGCUACUCUGCACGCUCGUAUCUCGAUGUUUUAGAGGGAAAUCUACCUCAAAUUCUCGAUGAUACCAACCGCAUCUUCAUGCAGGAUAACGCCCCGAUUCAUACGGCUCGUUUAAUCAAGUCGUGGUUGGAUGAGCACAAAUAUGAUGUGAUGAAGUGGCCUCCCUAUUCGCCGGAUCUGAACCCUAUCGAACAUGCCUGGGCUAAGCUCAAAGAAAUGAUCGAUAGGCUGGAUCCGCACCUGGAAUCCCACCGGCACCCUAUCAGCCUGCAGGGUAAGCAUAUGAUCUAG